Molecule: messenger RNA, 3253 nt
Organism: Cavia porcellus (domestic guinea pig)
Lineage: Eukaryota; Metazoa; Chordata; Mammalia; Rodentia; Caviidae
Gene: Rho
Product: rhodopsin
Biological process (GO): cellular response to light stimulus; G protein-coupled receptor signaling pathway; phototransduction
Cellular component (GO): photoreceptor outer segment; plasma membrane
Molecular function (GO): G protein-coupled photoreceptor activity
Source: RefSeq, marked provisional
GGAGCCCCGAGCUGCACAGGCUGCGCUGUCCUUCUUGGGUGGAGCCGCCGCGCCUGCGGGGCAGACCAGACCGCAGCCAUGAAUGGCACGGAGGGCGAAAACUUCUACAUACCCUUCUCCAAUGCCACAGGCGUGGUGCGCAGCCCCUUCGAGUACCCGCAGUACUACCUGGCUGAGCCCUGGCAGUUCUCCAUUCUGGCCGCCUACAUGUUCAUGCUCAUCGUGUUGGGCUUCCCCAUCAACUUCCUCACGCUCUACGUCACUGUGCAGCACAAGAAGCUGCGCACACCGCUCAACUACAUCCUGCUCAACCUGGCCGUGGCCAACCUCUUCAUGGUCUUAGGUGGCUUCACCACCACCCUCUACACCUCCAUGAAUGGAUACUUCGUCUUCGGGCCCACAGGCUGCAACUUGGAGGGCUUCUUUGCCACUCUGGGUGGUGAAAUUGCUCUGUGGUCUCUGGUGGUGCUGGCCAUUGAGCGCUAUGUUGUCGUGUGCAAGCCCAUGAGCAACUUCCGCUUCGGUGAAAACCAUGCCAUCAUGGGUGUUGUCUUCACCUGGAUCAUGGCGCUGGCCUGCGCUGCACCACCCCUUGUCGGCUGGUCCAGGUACAUCCCCGAGGGUAUGCAGUGCUCAUGUGGGAUCGACUACUACACACUCAAGCCUGAGGUCAACAAUGAGUCCUUUGUCAUCUACAUGUUCGUGGUCCACUUCACCAUCCCCAUGAUCAUCAUCUUCUUUUGCUAUGGACAGCUGGUCUUCACCGUCAAGGAGGCAGCUGCACAGCAGCAGGAGUCAGCCACCACCCAGAAAGCGGAGAAGGAGGUCACCCGCAUGGUCAUCAUCAUGGUGAUCGCCUUCCUGAUCUGCUGGGUGCCCUAUGCCAGUGUGGCCGCAUACAUCUUCACCCACCAGGGCUCCAACUUUGGCCCCAUCUUCAUGACCGUCCCAGCUUUCUUUGCCAAGAGCUCUUCUAUCUACAACCCUGUCAUCUACAUCAUGAUGAACAAACAGUUCCGGAACUGCAUGCUCACCACCAUCUGCUGUGGCAAGAACCCUCUGGGCGAUGAUGAAGCCUCCACCACUGUCUCCAAAACUGAGACCAGCCAGGUGGCCCCAGCCUAAGGCCUGCUGGGGCCCCUGCAGCCGACUGUAGGACCCCCUCCACCCCCCACAGCCACCCCACCAAGAGCACACCUGCCACAAUGUGGCCAUGGGUGCCCCUGAGUUUGUUUCUAUUUAAAUAAUCAGAGAAAAAUGAGGUCCCCAUUCUGCAGGGACAGCCUGAGAAGGGACACUCACACAGCCCCCAAUCUGGAGUCCCCCAGCUCUCAGGGGCUGGGGGGCUGCACCCCUCCCCCAGCUUGUCUUGGGAACAUAAGAACUCUUGCUUUCUGGAAAGGUGCCCCACUUAGGGCUAAGCAUCUAGCACAUAAUGGGAACACAGUAGGUGCUUGAUAAAUGCUAGCUGGAUGAAGGAAGGAAUGGGUGAAGGAAGGAAUGGAGGAAUGCAUGAAGGGCGAAUGUGUAGAAAGACACAUCCAUCCUCUCAGACCUCAUGGCACAUGGUGAUGAGUCAAGCAGUGGUUCCCUACCAUAGCAUGGAACUCCAAAGUUCGGCCCUGGCAGCACACGGCUGCUGCAAAGACCAAAUAAGAUGGUGUGCCUGUUCGUGUGGGUGUGUGGGUGUGUGUGCAUGUGUAUUUAAGCACUUUGUAAAUAGUAAGGAGCUAUACAGAUUGCAGUCUACAUUAUGAACAAUAUCGACUAAUAGAAUUAGUGAAUUAUCAUGGUCAUCUCUUCCUGACAGUCACAACUGGAGAUCAAACAGGUCCCAGCAUUCAGACAAAGGGGCUUCAUGCAUACUCUUGCAGGUUUGCAAAAUCAGCCUGAGCCUCAGAGGUGGGUGGCAGGGAAAGACAGCUCCAGGGACGCAGUAUCAGCCAGUAGAUCAGAAAAAGCAGCUCAGGCACUGUGAAAGUCAGGCCUGAGCCUGAGUUUCUGGAAGCCAUCUACUGUUCCUUCUUGGCAGUUGGACCAUAGCCACCCUGUCCAAACUUAAUAGAGAGCUAAGUCCCUGAUGUCACUAAUGCUGGAGAGCUUAGAAACCAAAAGGCACCUGGUUGAUGCACCCCCACCCAGGAGCCCCUGGGUCUUGGUUUCAGCCCGCUUGUGAGACAAGUUCAGCUUCAGCAGCCACAGCCUGCCCCUCCUGCAGUCUUCUCUGAAGCCUGAAACCUGGGCCAGGAUCGAGCUGUCUCGGUUAUUGCCAGAGCCUGGAGUCUGAGGCCCACGGGGCAUUAAAAGCUCAGCUCGGUCCUGCUGUCCGUGUUAGUAGUUUUUGUUCUCAGCCUCCUCACCCACAGGAUGGACUAGCACCAGCAGCUCCAACCUGAAAAUCAGCCUCGGGGAGUGGGCUGUUCAGUGGGCAGAGCCAAGUAGCUCAGUGUUGUUGGGGAAUGAGAGGACCCUGGAUGAGGGGGACACCUGACCUGGGGUUGCAGAGAUGCAGGGACUUAAGGAAUAACAGCAAGCACUGCAACUUCUGCAGACUUCCCUGAAUUUGAUCUUGAGGGGUUAGCAAGGUUGGGACUUCACUCUGGUGCAGUCAGAGAGAGACUCUGGCAUCUCCAGGCUCAAAACUGGUCUUACUGAACACCAGCGCCCCAUGGGAAGGAAUGGAGACACAGUGGCUGGGAGUGCCCUGUUCUCUUGGGUGAUAGGAAGCACAAGUUGCCCACCAAGAUCAAGGCCCUGCCUGGAGGCUGGCAGAGGUGGUGUUAGAGACCCCAAUAACUGUCCUUUACCCUCUAUCUGGGUGGUAGUGGGCAGAGCACCUCUGGUGGUAAACCAUGGGAAAUGCAGUUCAGAUGGGUCAGAGGAAAAGGGUGGCAUCAUUCUCCCACAGAAAGGAAAAACCCAGGGCUUGCAGGCAAGCAUGUGAUAUGAUCAGGUCUAUCUUUUCCCUUCUGGCUACACUUUUUCAUGUUGGCUUCAUUCACAAGUCAACACUUCACAAGAGGUGGCAAAAAUGGCCACCCUAGGUCCAGGGCUCAGCAAGUGGGCAUCUCUUUCCCCUUAGUAUAGCCAAAGUUCCACAUAGGGCUUCAAUUGGCAAGGCCCAGAUCAUGUGAUCACUCUUGAGUCUGUCACUAAACCUGGACUGGGAUUCAUCCUCUUAUUGGCCAGGCCUGAGCCACCUGAUCACCCUUGAACCUAUCACCUUGCUUGAACUGGAUGUAGUCUCUCCUGA